Molecule: messenger RNA, 1129 nt
Organism: Paraphaeosphaeria sporulosa
Lineage: Eukaryota; Fungi; Ascomycota; Dothideomycetes; Pleosporales; Didymosphaeriaceae
Product: pyrroline-5-carboxylate reductase
Exons: 2
Coding region: 50-1000 (316 amino acids)
Biological process (GO): L-proline biosynthetic process
Molecular function (GO): pyrroline-5-carboxylate reductase activity
Source: RefSeq, a predicted model, not a curated record
AGUCCUCACAGACACGCCUUCUUCCCUCGAUUGAAAGCAUUCAGACACCAUGGCUGCCGCACAAGACUCCAAGGGUCUCACAUUGACCGUGCUCGGCUCCGGCACCAUGGGCAUCGCCAUCAUGGGCGGCGUCAUGGCCUCCCUCGCCGCUGCAAAGACCCAAGCCGCCCUCUCCGAUAAGCCCGCCGCGAAGGACACCCCCAACCUCGCCAACUUCGUCGCCUGCGACGCCUGGGCCCCCGCCGAGGAAAAAGUUAAAGCCGCCCUCGGCCACUACAACUUUCCCCUCACGACCCUCACCAACAACAACCUCGAGGGCAUCCAGAAAGGCGACGUUAUCCUGCUCUCCUGCAAGCCGCACAUCUUCAAGGACAUCCUGGGCGAGGACGGCGUGCGCGAUGCGCUGCGGGGAAAGGUGCUGGUCAGCAUACUGGCGGGCGUCACGCAGGAGCAGAUCGAGGGGUUCCUGUACCCAGACGGGCCGCCGCAGGACGCGUGCCGCGUGGUCCGCGUGAUGCCCAACACGGCCUCGUUCGUGCGCGAGAGCAUGAGCGUGAUCCAGACGAGCACCCCGCCACUCCGGCCCGAGCAGCACAAGCUUGUCGAGUUCAUCUUCUCCUCCAUCGGCCGCGUCGUCACGCUGCCCCCGGCCCUCAUGGACAUCAGCACCGCCCUGUGCGGCUCCGGCCCCGCCUUCUUCGCGCUCGUGCUCGAGGCCGCGGCCGAUGCGGGCGUCGCGAUGGGGCUGCCGCGCGCCGAGGCGCAGAUCAUGGCCGCGCAGACGAUGAGGGGGACCACGGGGUUGGUGCUCGAGGGCGGUGAGCACCCGGCUAUCCUGCGGGAUAAGGUGAGCACGCCGGGAGGGUGCACGAUUGGCGGGCUGUUGGCGCUGGAGGAGGGCGGUGUGAGGGGCGCGUUUUCGCGGGCGGUCAGGGAGGCGACGUGUGUGGCGAGUCAGCUGGGACAGGGCGUGAAGAAUGUUAACGGGACGAGGCGGUAGGUCUGGAUGGGGACAUGUUAAGGGCAGUAGCUGGAGGCUUAGGCACAGGCCUUAGGUUGGCGAAAAAGUCAGGGAAGACAAAAUGAAAUCAUGAUGUGCACGAGGAAACGCUCAACGACGGACAUGGAU